AAAGCCAUGUUUUUUCUAGUUCCAUUUCGUUCCUAUAGCCUUUCUCUCUUUCUUCUACGGCUGUUCGCCAUCCAAGAUGACGAAAGGUACAUCAAGUUUUGGUAAACGUCACAAUAAGACGCACACCCUGUGUCGUCGCUGUGGACGCUCUUCGUACCAUAUCCAAAAGUCAACCUGCUCCCAAUGUGGUUAUCCUGCUGCCAAGUUGCGUUCAUACAACUGGUCAGUGAAAGCUAAGAGGAGGAAGACCACUGGCACUGGCCGCAUGCGUUACCUGAAAGUGGUCCGACGCCGUUUCCGCAACGGUUUCCGUGAAGGCACACAAGCCAAACCUAAGAAGACCACCCAGACUAAAUAAGUGUCUAUACAUAUGGAUUUAACUUAGGCGAACGAUUUCUAAAGAAAUUUAUGGAACCAAAAAAUUUGAAUAUAAUAAGCAAGAAUAUUCAGUUUUUGCAAACCAAUA
Molecule: messenger RNA, 466 nt
Organism: Rhagoletis zephyria (snowberry fruit fly)
Lineage: Eukaryota; Metazoa; Arthropoda; Insecta; Diptera; Tephritidae
Gene: RpL37a
Product: ribosomal protein L37a
Biological process (GO): translation
Cellular component (GO): ribosome; cytosolic large ribosomal subunit
Molecular function (GO): RNA binding; structural constituent of ribosome
Source: RefSeq, a predicted model, not a curated record